Molecule: messenger RNA, 393 nt
Organism: Anastrepha obliqua
Lineage: Eukaryota; Metazoa; Arthropoda; Insecta; Diptera; Tephritidae
Exons: 2
Coding region: 1-393 (130 amino acids)
Source: RefSeq, a predicted model, not a curated record
AUGAGACACGCUCACAGCCCUGAACUGAAGAGCGCGGCAUCUGUCUGGUAUCUGCGUAACUUCUUGCUAGCUUUCAAUCAUAAUAUUUACAUGACAAAUAUUUUGUUCAUGCAGGUUAUUUGUGUGUCCUCAUACCGCGACUCCACUUGUGUGAUUGAAAGUUUUGCUGAUAAUCGUUUUUGUUGUUUCUUACACUUUGUUGAACAAGCUAAUUAUAAAAGUGCAUGCAUCAAAACCUUCCUUGACAUUAUGGUGCGUCAUAAGUAUAGUCAGACUGUUAAACCUGCGAUUGAUGCCAAUGUUUUUGUGGCUGCUAUUAAGGAGGUUACAAUCGCGAAAAAGUCUCUACGAUCAUAUCAAUUAUAUUGUAGAAGCCAAUAUAUGCCUUUUUAA